Medioppia subpectinata is the source of this 368-nucleotide messenger RNA. The record is from the annotation of a GenBank genome assembly. NCBI's taxonomy places the organism in Eukaryota, Metazoa, Arthropoda, Arachnida, Sarcoptiformes, Oppiidae.
UGCAUUCAAGGAUUUUGCAAAUACUAUAAAUACAUAACUGAAGAAUCGGUUGAGAAUAUAGUCUUCAUUUGGUUUUUAGCAAAAAAAAAACAAAACAUCAAAAGUACUAAAGUAUGAGAUUCUUGACAGUCGUUGCGCUUAUUUCCACACUCUAUAGCCUCAACGCCUACCAAACGGUGAAACUGAACACCGGGUAUGAGAUGCCCAUUCUAGGUCUGGGCACGUGGCAGGCACACGGCCCAGAAGUGAAACAGGCCGUCAAAGACGCCAUUGAGAUCGGCUACAGACACAUCGACACCGCCUCCGACUACGGCAAUGAGGCAGAGGUGGGUCAGGCCAUCGCCGAGUCCAUCAAAGCGGGUAUUAUU